AUGCUAGGCGAGAUCACUUCCAGCUACAGAACGGAAUGCGAGAAACCGGAUCGUGUGACGUCAGCUGGAUCGGACAAGGACUUGAGCCUCCCCGAGUUCAAGCCAUUGACGGAGCUGAAUGUGGAGGAACUGAGAAAAAGACUUGCCCUUGGACUCGAUCCAAACGUGUUGCUCGAGAGCGGUGCAGUCGUGGAUGCAACCGACUCCAAGGGGAACACGGCCCUUCAUGCUGCUGCUCUUUUCGGUAUAGAAGCAAGCAUGAUAUUGCUCAUACGGGCUGGCGCCGACGUCAACGCAAUGAACAGGUACAAGGAGAGGCCGUUGCACGGAGCAGCUGCUUUGGGCUGGCCCAAACCGGUCCAGAUUCUCUUGGAUGCCGGGGCGUGCAUCCACGCGGUGAAUAACAGGAGGGAGACGGCUUUGCACGUGGCUGUCAGCAGCGGCCACCAAUGCAUUUUGACCGUCAAGGAGUUGAUACGUCGGGGGAUCGGAGUGAACGAGCGGGACAUCCGAGGCAUCUGCCGCGACGUGGACCGGACGGCGAGCCCGCUUCCGCCCAGCCUCCAGCAGGAGGUGGAGGAGGUCGUGCCUCGCCUGGGGUUGCGCCUCCUGCGGUUGAUGAUGUGCGGACGCUACGUGCGCCGUCGGUCCAAGAUGGAGGAGUCCGUCCGGCACCUGACGCGAUUCGGGGCGAGGCUGACGCAUCUCGACAGCACGCUCGCACUCGCCGCGAGAUUUCCCGGUCUCACGGCGAGGCUGCUGGAUCGGACCAUGAGGGAGACUAAACCCAGUGGAGGGGAAAAAGUGAUCGAAUUCGAUCUUUUCCAGUUCCGAGGGAUCGGGAAAACAAGGGACUGGGACCACGGGAAUUGUGACGCGCUCAAACCGAAUGAUCCAAAACUCAAACCGAUGACUGAUGUCUUACUGAUCACUCUGAUUGCGCUAACCGUGGUCAUCGGAUUCCGUGAACUGAUUCAGAUGAUGGCACAGAAGUGGGAGUAUUUCAAAGACCUGGAGAACGUAAUAGAGGUCGUGUUGCUCGUUCUGGACAUGUUGAUGGUGUUCAGUAAAUUCGACAUCCGUUACUUUGAUCGAGAUUUGGACGACCACAUCAGCGCGGUCGUCGUGUUUCUCGUCUGGGUGGAGGUGACCAUCCUCGUCGGGAAGCUUCCCGGGCAGGGUCUGUACAUCACCAUGCUGAUCAACGUCUCGAGGUCCUUCUUGAGGGUCGUGCCGACUUUCAUCUUCCUCUUGGCCGGGUUCGGACUCAGCUUCCACAUUUUAUUCCCUGGGAAGUUCGUCGACGUCCCGAGCUCCAUCUACCGGGCUGCCGUGAUGAUGUCGGGGGAGCUGGAGUUCUACGCCACCUUUUACGAGUCCAACCGAGUGCUUCGGUGGUCGGGGCACAUCAUUUACCUUCUCUUCGUGGCCCUCAUGGCCAUCAUCGUCAUGAAUCUCCUCACUUCCCUUGCGUUCGUCGACGUCCCGAGCUCCAUCUACCGGGCUGCCGUGAUGAUGUCGGGGGAGCUGGAGUUCUACGCCACCUUUUACGAGUCCAACCGAGUGCUUCGGUGGUCGGGGCACAUCAUUUACCUUCUCUUCGUGGCCCUCAUGGCCAUCAUCGUCAUGAAUCUCCUCACUUCCCUUGCGGUCGCUGACGUCCAGGAGUUGACGAAGAGGGCCGAGAUCACACGCCUGCAGAAACAGGUGCGCCUGCUCUAUCACCUGGAAAACGUGAUUAAAAAUAAGUACUUCCUUCGGAGACGUCGGGAGCCGGACCUCAUCGAGACAGGGCGACUCCAGGAAAAGAAGCGGGAACUUCCAAAUCAUAUUUUGGAAAAUAUUCUGAGAGUUAUCUCUGAAGUGUCAGCAGAAGAUAAGAAAGUGAAAGAGGAAGUUAAGCACCUUGAAAAUGACAAAGAAGGCAGUUCGCCAGAAGGAAUUAUGAAUGUGGAGGAAUCUAUAACUUCCAUCCAGAAACAGAUUCAGCAAGUUUCGAGUCAGAUUCAACGGAUUCAGGAGGAACAGAUUCCAGAGCUUUUGAAGCUGCUUCGCGACAGGGAGAAAUCAUCAUGA
Molecule: messenger RNA, 2076 nt
Organism: Darwinula stevensoni
Lineage: Eukaryota; Metazoa; Arthropoda; Ostracoda; Podocopida; Darwinulidae
Source: the annotation of a GenBank genome assembly